Messenger RNA from Terrapene triunguis (Three-toed box turtle), 666 nucleotides. It is a transcript of the gene PHF24, whose product is annotated as PHD finger protein 24. The record is from RefSeq and is a predicted model, not a curated record. The coding region runs from base 1 to 666 and encodes 221 amino acids. The transcript is spliced from 5 exons. Lineage: Eukaryota; Metazoa; Chordata; Testudines; Emydidae.
AUGGGGCUCAUCCCCUGGGAGAUCGGGGCUCUCCUCCUGCCCCGACUGGAAGACAGCGUGGUUGAUGGGUGUUGCUGUGACCGCCAGCCACUCUUUGGAGGCCUGGGCAGGGUGAGCAGCGACGAGAUGUGCGAGAUCUGCGAGGUGUGGACGGCGGAGAGCCUGUUCCCCUGCAGGGUGUGCACCCGGGUCUACCACGACGGCUGUCUGCGCCGCAUGGGCUUCCUGCACAACAGCAGCUCCGUGGAGGUGACGGAGACAGCGCACACCGAGACGGGCUGGAGCUGCUACUACUGCAAUUCCCUGCUGCGGCUACUGACAGCCAAGGAGCGGGAGCGGGCGCGAGCCGCCUUCCUGCCCCUCCACCAGGACAGCCAAGGGCUGAUCAGCCAGAGCGAAUGCCGGAAAGCCCAGCACACGUGGUUUCGGAAGCACCAGAAGGAGGCCCCGUCCUGCAACGUCAGCAUCAGCCACGUGGGGCCCAUGUCCGAGAGCAGCCCAGCCAGCAGCGGCAGCAGCAGGAGCCAGGAGAAGACCCUGCUAGGCACAGAGCAGGAGGAAUCCAGCAGGCCUGUCGACUGGCCGACCUUCCUGAAGGAGAACGUCAUCUACAUCCUCGCCGCCCGCCCCAACAGCGCCGCCAUCCACCUGAAGCCGCUGGCGUAG